Molecule: messenger RNA, 2127 nt
Organism: Astyanax mexicanus (Mexican tetra)
Lineage: Eukaryota; Metazoa; Chordata; Actinopteri; Characiformes; Acestrorhamphidae
Gene: hoxa11a
Product: homeobox A11a
Exons: 2
Coding region: 212-1285 (357 amino acids)
Biological process (GO): regulation of transcription by RNA polymerase II; anatomical structure development
Cellular component (GO): nucleus
Molecular function (GO): DNA-binding transcription factor activity, RNA polymerase II-specific; RNA polymerase II cis-regulatory region sequence-specific DNA binding
Source: RefSeq, a predicted model, not a curated record
ACCAGUGUACAAGCCUAUAUGUGUCUCAUUUACUGAAAACAGGCGCGCGCACACACCCACUCUUUCUUUCUCUCCCCCUCUCUCUCGUGUGUGGCGCGCGGGCGGGUGCGCGCGCGUGUAAGAGAAAGAGAGAGAGAGGGAGAGAAAGAGGGAGAGAGAGAGAAAUCUGUCAAUUUCUGAUGUAGGUCACGUGACCGUGGCCUCUCUUGGAAUGGAUGGAGAUGAAUUUCCACGUCAGCCUACGUCUCAAAAUUUCUGCCUCGCGAACGCGGCUUCAAAGGGAGGGCGAGUGCAGCGAGCGCGCGCGCUCGCGAACCAUGUUGAGGACGCUGCUGUGCACGGCUCUCGCCAGCCCGAGCUAAGAAAACAGCACCACCCCUCUCCCUUCCCGAGCCCCCAAAUGAUGGAUUUCGACGAGAGAGUUGCCGUCGGUUCCAACAUGUAUCUGCCCAGUUGUACGUACUACGUACCGGGCGCAGAUUUCCCCACCUUGCCAUCGUUCCUCUCGCAGAGCCCGUCUUCACGCCCCGUGCCGUACUCUUACUCGUCCAACCUGCCGCAGGUCCAGCCGGUGAGGGAGGUGACGUUCCGGGACUAUGCGUUUGACGCGCCCGGAAAGUGGCCUCACCGGGCGCCGCUGUCUCAAUGCUACACGGGGGAGGAUGUGGUGCACCGGGAAUGCUUGCCAGCCUCGACCGGUGUUGGGGAAAUGCUAGCAAAGAACAGCUCCACUGUGUACCACCACCACCACCACCACCCUACGUCUGGCUCGUCGUCGUCGUCAACCUUCUACGGUAGCAUAGGGAGGAAUGGCGUGCUCCCACAAGCCUUCGAUCAGUUCUUCGACACCGCCUAUGGCAACUUGGAAAACGCGCCGGGUGAAGAGUACACGGCGGUAAGCAAGCAACAGCAACAACAGCCGUCCAGCAAGCAGCAGAGCGCCGCGCCGGCACCGGCACCGGAGCAGGACGCUGAGGGGAAGGAGCGAGGCGAGACCAGCAGCCCGGAGUCCUCUUCCGGCAACAACGAGGAAAAGAAGAGCGGGGCGAGCAAUACACCCAGAGUUCGGAAGAAACGAUGCCCAUACACCAAAUACCAAAUCCGCGAGCUGGAGAGAGAGUUCUUCUUCAGUGUGUACAUCAACAAAGAGAAAAGGCUUCAGCUCUCCAGAAUGCUUAACCUGACCGACCGUCAGGUUAAAAUCUGGUUUCAGAACAGACGCAUGAAGGAGAAGAAACUGAACCGGGACCGUUUACAGUACUACACGACAAACCCUUUGUUAUAGGACACCUGAACAACACAGCCUAAAAAGUGGCGCAAUAACACGCGCGUUAACAAUGAAGCGAUAACGAUGAUCAGCGGUUAAUUUCAAGUUCGAGGACGUCGACGUUCGCUUUGACUUGAUGCAAUGACAGUGAGCAUGAGCCACGUUGUCUACGGGUUAUUUAGUGAAUGCAUAUGUUGCUCGUUUUUAAGGUCAGCAGUUUUAUUGUGUUUUGAAAAGCUCACGGAUGGACAGCUGCCUCUUGCAUUGUGCUAGCGUUUGUGUUGAAACCUAAAACAGAGUUCUUGUCUAAAUUAUUUCUAAUUUGCUUUUCAAAUUUGCUGAUUCAAAAAAAUGUACUGUUUGGAAAUCUUUGGAGAGUCAUGUGUUUGAGGUGGGUGGUUGUGUUGGUGUGUAAGCGUCUUUAAGGCUAAAGAAUUGGUGUGACCAAACAGAAAGUCACAAGGAACUGUGAUAUUGACUUCUCUCUGCUUGUAAUGCUAUUUAUUAAUUGCUACACUGUUGUAGUGAUUUUUUUCUUGUUCCAUAUGCAUAGGAAAAAAAAACUAAAAAUCCGGGGGACUCUUGAAGCAAUAACGUUUCUAACCCGCACUUACAGUCAACGCAGUUGAGCUGUUAGUAGAACAAUUUUCUUGUUGGUCAACAAAUGUUUGCAAAGUAAUAAAAAUUCCGAAAUAAGGACAACAGUCGACGAUCGAGAGGAUAAGAAAAAGACUUAAUGCUCUCUCCAAAGCAAUGCAGACUGUAGAACCUUCUCUUGUGGACUUCUUUUUGGAGAGGUCUGAAAAAUGUCUUCUUUAUUGCAGCUAGACCUACUUUAUAAAAUCACAUUUUCACCCAAA